This is a messenger RNA of Micropterus salmoides (largemouth bass), 886 nucleotides long. RefSeq names its product HIG1 hypoxia inducible domain family, member 2A (gene higd2a). The transcript has 2 exons. Gene Ontology annotation, cellular component: mitochondrion. The coding region runs from base 35 to 388 and encodes 117 amino acids. The record is from RefSeq and is a predicted model, not a curated record. Lineage: Eukaryota; Metazoa; Chordata; Actinopteri; Centrarchiformes; Centrarchidae. Gene Ontology annotation, biological process: mitochondrial respirasome assembly.
UCUUCAGUUCCUGAGUUUUUAUAACAAGGUAAGCAUGGCGGCGACAGCAACACCAACGGUCCCUGAGCAAACACCUGAAACACUGCGGUCAGGACCAGUACCAUUUGACUUUUCUCAGCCCCCGGUCAUCGAAGGCUUCAACCCUCUGCCGAAGAUCAAAGAUGAGACCUUCAAAGAUAAAUUUAUUAGAAAAACCAAGGAGAACCCGUUCGUCCCAUUAGGUUGUGUGGGAACAGCAGGAGCGCUGAUGUAUGGUCUCCGUGCCUUCCAUCAAGGGAAAACCAGACAGUCCCAGCUGUUGAUGAGGGGGCGUAUCUUUGCUCAGGGCUUCACUGUAGUUGCCAUUGUUGUUGGUGUCUUUGCCACAGGGCUGAACCCCAAGCAAUAAAGACGGACCAAUCCCAUAGCUCUGCCAUUCAGCUCGGGAUUCAGAGCGGGGCAAACUUAACAGUGGACUGAUUUUACGGAGUGAACUUAAUGUGUUUUUGUGUGAUACCUAUGUUAAGGCCAACACUAUUGUUGUUUGACCACUGUGAAAUGCUCACGGUGAUGAAUGUUUUGCAACAACAAAGUAUAAUCAGCUCCUUAUCAGACAAAGCAUGAUAAAUUAUUUUUAAAUUUAUUGCGCUCUAAGACACUUGAGGCAAAAUGAUGAUAAAUAUAAAACAUAUGCUUUGUGCUCGUUGCUCUUCUGGAAGGUUAUAUUUCAAAUGUUUCUGUGUAUUGUCAUUGAAAUAAUAUACAGAGAACACCUGUCCUCUGAUAGAAAUUUUAAGUUGAAUCUGGUGUCCCUGUGUGUAUUUGAGAUAAAGCAUCACACACAGAACUGUAGACCUCUACUCUGUAUACAACCUUUAUUUAAAAAUUAAAAAAAUCUGCGGGGAAA